GAGCCGCGGGCACCAGCCGCGCAAGCGCGCUGGGCAGCCAGGGCCGAGCCUGGGGAACCGGCUCGCCUGGCGCUCCCAGCUAGGACGAGGGUGGGAAGCCGCCCCGGGACUCGGCGUUUAGGCCUCUCAGGAUGGUGGUGGCGAAGUCGGAAGCCCGUAGGGACCCCACUAAAUACUUCCGCGCAGCCAGACUCUGGCCCUCGCUGGUCACCGCCCUGGCGCUGGGAUACUUCGCGUGGGUGACCUUCUGGCCUCAGAGUGUCCCUUAUCAGAGCUUUGGACCCCUGGGUCUCUUCACAAAGUACCUGGUGGACCACUAUCACGGCCUGCUAAGGCAUGGGUAUUGGCUUUCUUGGCUGAUUCAUGUGGGAGAGUCCGUGUAUGCCUUGGUAUUAUGCAAGCAUAAAGGAAUCACAGAUAGCCAGGCCCAGUUCCUGUGGUUCCUACAGACUUUCCUCUUUGGAAUAGCCUCUCUUUCCAUCCUGCUUACUUAUAGACCAAAGCACCAAAAACACAAUUAAAGGAGACAGCAAAAUUGCCUCCCCACUUCUUCAAGUCCUCCUUUCAGUGGGUCCUGGUUUCGGUGAUGACCUUUCUGUUUUCUAGGGAGUGUCUAUCAUAGGAAGCUAAGACCCUCCAGUUACUUUUGUUUUGGGGUGCUCUGACCAACCUUGGAUAGACCAAUUGGAAUUUAAUAAAGUAAAGAAGGUCAAACUAGA
Molecule: messenger RNA, 719 nt
Organism: Psammomys obesus (fat sand rat)
Lineage: Eukaryota; Metazoa; Chordata; Mammalia; Rodentia; Muridae
Gene: Tmem254
Product: transmembrane protein 254
Exons: 4
Coding region: 132-521 (129 amino acids)
Source: RefSeq, a predicted model, not a curated record